AUGAAGCGAAAAUUGGAUGCCAAUGAUGCCCCAACAGUCGAGGUCCCUCGAGAUUCUGCGGAAGACGAGGUAUCAUUCGACUCGUUCGGCCUCGACCCUCGCCUCGUGCAGGCCAUUGCAAAAUCAGACUUCUCCAACCCUACGCCCGUGCAGGCAAAGGCCAUUCCCCUAGCACUCGAGGGUAAAGACGUACUUGCCAAAUCCAAGACAGGUUCUGGAAAAACCGCCGCCUACGUCCUCCCGACCCUGCAAGCGAUCCUGCGCCGAAAAUCCUCCUCCCUCAACACCAAGGUCACCUCUGCCCUUGUUCUCGUGCCCACGAGAGAAUUGGCGGAUCAAGUCUGCAGAGCCUUCAAUGCCUUUGCGGCGUUCUGCUCGAAAGAUGUGCAGACAUUGAAUUUGACACAAAGGGUGUCGGACACGGUCAUGAAUGCCGUGCUACAAGAUUUCCCCGAUGUUAUUGUGACCACUCCUGGAAGAGCAACUCAAUACCUCACCUCGGGCACGCUGUCCCUCGAAAAUAUCCAGCAACUUGUCAUCGACGAAGCUGAUAUCGUGCUCUCCUACGGCUAUGAAGACGAUAUCAACGCAAUCGCUACGGCCCUCCCCCGCGGUGUGCAGACAUUCCUGGUCAGCGCCACCCUCACGCCCGAGGUCGAAGAGUUGAAGAGCAUAUUCUGUCGCGAUGCGGUUCUGGUCAGGAUCGAUGAGAAGGAAGAGAAGGGCGAGGGAGUGACCCAGUAUGUGGUGAAGUGCGGAGAGGACGAGAAGUUCUUGCUCAUUUACGUUCUGUUUAAAUUGCGCCUCGUGAAGGGAAAGUGCCUAGUGUUCGUGGCCGACGUUGACAGGAGUUAUCGGCUCAAGCUCUAUCUGGAGCAGUUCGGGAUCAAGUCAUGUGUGCUGAACGCCGAAUUGCCGGUCAACUCUCGGUUGCACGUGGUUCAGGAGUUCAACAAAGGGCUCUACGACAUCCUUAUCGCAGCAGACGAUCAAGAGGUGCUUGGCGGCGUUAUGAAGAGGCGCAAGACCGAGGGGCAGGUCGCAGAAGAUCCAGCCAAUGAGAUGAGUGAGGAGGAUGAGGAGGAAGUACCACGACCGGCCAAGAAAGCCAGACAGUCCAAGAAACAUGAAAAGGACUAUGGAGUUUCAAGGGGCAUUGACUUUCAGAACGUUGCCUGCGUGAUCAACUUCGACCUCCCUCCGACAUCCAAGUCCUACACACACCGUAUUGGCCGCACAGCGCGAGCGGGCAAAGCAGGAAUGGCCCUGUCCUUUGUGGUGCCCAAGGACAAGUUUGGCAAACACCGGGCGACCAGCAUUCCUUCGGCGAAGAAUGACGAACGUGUUCUGGAGAAGAUCAUCGCCCGACAGACCAAGAAGGGCAACGAAGUGAAGCCUUAUCAUUUCGACAUGGCACAGGUGGACGCGUUUCGGUAUCGCAUGAACGACGCCCUGCGUGCCGUGACCGGAGCUGCGGUACACGAGGCCCGUGCUAAGGAGAUCAAACAAGAGCUGAUCAAAUCGGAGAAACUGCGCCGGCAUUUCGAGGAGAACCCGGAAGACCUGCGACACCUGCGACAUGACGGGGAACACGGUGCGAUUGUCAGACAUCAGGGACACUUGAAACACGUCCCAGAAUAUUUGAUGCCGGCAGCAGGGCGAAAGGGUCUGAGUGCUGACGAAGUCGGGUUUGUCGGGUUGAGAGGUGACAAUAAGCGGAAAGACAACAAGAAGCGAGGAGGGCGCAAGGCGCGAUUCGGCGGCAGAGCCAAGGGCAAGGUUGACCCAUUGAAGUCCUUUAGCGCGAGGAAGAAGCGUUGA
This is a messenger RNA of Fonsecaea nubica, 1821 nucleotides long. RefSeq lists its product as hypothetical. Gene Ontology annotation, cellular component: nucleolus. NCBI's taxonomy places the organism in Eukaryota, Fungi, Ascomycota, Eurotiomycetes, Chaetothyriales, Herpotrichiellaceae. Gene Ontology annotation, molecular function: nucleic acid binding; ATP binding; RNA helicase activity. The transcript has a single exon. The record is from RefSeq and is a predicted model, not a curated record. Bases 1 to 1821 code for a protein of 606 amino acids.